GGUAUGUACAGCCUGACAUGUGGAUGCUUGAAAAUCAGCUCCCAUUCUUCAUUCUUGAGGAUCUUUAUCACACAUACAUAAUAACCGACUCUUUUAGGAAUUAUUACGGUACUCAUGAUCAUGAGAGGCUUUCAAUAAUUAAUAUUUCUAAGAAUUUCUUCACAGCUGGAAUAUUGAAUUUGGAAGGGAAGGGAGACAAAUGGAACAGAAUAUCAUCUUCUUCUGGUUCUAUUAAUGUACAACACUUUGUUGAUCUUAUAAGAAUUUUCUAUCUACCAUUGGAAUCAGAAUUAAGAGAUGCAGGGGAGCUCAAAACCUUGAACAUACCUAGCAUCAAAGAGAUGCACCAGGCUGGAGUCAAAAUUAAGGUAGGAUCAAGCAAAAACUUAGUCGACAUACAAUUUGCAAAUGGAACUCUCAUAAUUCCUAAAAUAAUGAUAACUGGUGACAAACUGCGGACCCUGGGAAAUGUCAUUGCCUUUGAACAAUGCCAUUGCAUAGAAGAUAACUACAUAAACGAUUAUGUUAGCAUCAUGGGUCGUUUUGCGAACACCCCGAAGGAUGUGGAGUUGCUUAUUGAGUUCGGAAUUUUUGAAACUGCGGGUACCACCAGCGUGGUGUCAUCUAUGAUUACCAAACUUGCCUCUGAGGCUCUUUUCUUUGUCGAUAGAUUCUGUUACGCGACUCUUUGUGAAGAGCUGAACAACUUCUGCAGAUCGUCCUGGAACAAAUGGAAGGCAAAUUUGAGACAAAAUUAUUUCAACACACCUUGGGCAUCUAUUUAUGUCAUUGCCGCUGUUGUUCUCCUCACACUCACUCUCACUCUCAUACAAACGGUGUGCUCUGUUAUCUCUGCUACUUAACCAUUAAAGGCAGGAACACUUUUGGGAAACUAGUAGUAAUUCGGGUCCUCAUCAAAUAAAGGAUCCGAGGAAAGCCUGUGAACUCAAAUCCUUAAUCUAUGUAUAUCAUGAGAGGAGCUCUUAAAAAUCUAGAUGAUGAAUGUAAUAUUUCUAUUGUUUGUCCAAAUUUUCGGAGUGAAUGAAUUCAAACUGUAUGUUUCAAACUGCGGGUUAUUCCUAUCAAGAUUGUUUCUGAUGAAA
This is a messenger RNA of Prunus avium (sweet cherry), 1103 nucleotides long. NCBI's taxonomy places the organism in Eukaryota, Viridiplantae, Streptophyta, Magnoliopsida, Rosales, Rosaceae. The record is from RefSeq and is a predicted model, not a curated record.